UUUGGAUUUAAUGUCUGGUGGAAAGGAAUUGGUAUCCUUCAUUCCCACGUUCAUAUAUAGAGAUGGAGGCAUCUCGUGGUCUCGCAGCUGCGACUAAGCGACUAUGCUGCUCCACAACUUCGUCCUUUCUCUCGUCGUUCACUUCUCUCCCGAAAACCGCGACCCGAUCCUUUUCAUCAGUUCCUAUUCUGUUUGCGCCUCGAUCGAGCAAGGACAAGGCGGCAGCAGCAAAAGCAAAGAAGAGAAAGAAGAGGCAUCAGACAUUCAGGCAGUAUGACUUGAAGGACAUGCAGCAAUUCACCCUUUGUGAAGCCAUGCGCUACAUCAAAGCAAUGGAAGUUACUCGUGAUCCGGACGUGUCGAAAUACGAUAUUCACAUCAAGUUAAGAACGAAAAAAGACGGUCCAAUUAUUCGUAACCAGAUCAAAUUGCCUCAUGCAGUCAAACAAGAUAUCAAAGUGGCAGUCAUCUGUCCUCCCGACUCACCAGCGGCGAAACAGGCCAGAGAUGCAGGUGCAGCCUUUGUGGGCGAGGAGGAAAUAUUCCAACGUGUGAAGGAAGGAAAGAUCGACUUCGACCGAUGCAUAGCUGUGACAUCCUCUCUUCCGAAGCUGGCCAAGGAGGGCUUGCCCCGGAUUUUGGGUCCUCGAGGCUUGAUGCCGAGUGCAAAAUUGGGUACAGUGGUGGACAAGCCAGGCCCGGCUGUCAGAAACAUGCUGGGCGGUAGCAUGUACAGAGAAAGAACUGGUGUUGUUCGCAUGGCAGUGGGCAGACUCAGUUUCACGCCAGAACAGCUCAGAGACAAUGUGAAAGCAUAUGUCAGUGCUGUUAGGAAGGAUGCUAAUGCUUUGAGUGACCAGAUCGUCAAGGAGGUCUCCGAAGUGGUUCUCAGCUCCACCAACACGCCAGGUUUCUCGCUGAAUGGCGAAUUUUAUAGAGCAUCUCCGGGGGCCCCUACACCGCAGGAAUUGGCUGUUGCAUAAUGUCGUCAAGUUUUUAUCAGCACAUGUACAGAAUGUAUUCGUAGACGAACGGCGCUCGGAAAAUGGGGAGUUCUGUUCGGUUCUUCAUAUCGAUCAACUUCGUAAACCCCCCAGGAUAUAGCAUCAUUGUUUGUACAAGCUCUUCUUCAGCCCUCUACAGCCCCUCGAAGUUGCAACAUUUGCUGCUUGAAUUUGACUUGGGGUUCUUGUUUGAUCGCAGCCUCGAGAUCUGACAACAAAAUCUCUUGGAUUUUCCGUGUCCGUGAAUCUUGUGCCAAUAUGAAGGGGUGAUGUGGGC
Molecule: messenger RNA, 1281 nt
Organism: Exophiala oligosperma
Lineage: Eukaryota; Fungi; Ascomycota; Eurotiomycetes; Chaetothyriales; Herpotrichiellaceae
Product: ribosomal protein L1
Exons: 3
Coding region: 63-983 (306 amino acids)
Source: RefSeq, a predicted model, not a curated record